UCUGGUAUGGUGGUGGCUGGGGUCGUAGGUCACAAGAUGCCUCGCUACGGUCUUCACGGUGAUACAGUCCACACUGCGUCUGCCAUGGAGAGCAAUGGGAAGGAAAUGCACAUCCAGCUGAGCAGCGCUACUAAUGAGCACCUGAAGGGAAGUCACUUUAUCUUCGAGAGACGCGGUACCAUCACCAUCAAGAUUGAGACGUACUGGCUGAAAGGAAAGAGAGAUAAAGAUGGAAACGCUCGGGCCGCAUGCCCACAGUUAGAAGCCCAGACCAUCAGUAAAGCCGCCAUCUCUGCCCCUGAAGCGCCCAUCGAUGAGGACCUGCAGGUGUUCCCCUCGGUGGCAGGUGAGGAUGAGGACGAUGUGAAAUCUAUCCGCUCUCACCGCAUGAAGAUGGAAACCUCUGGAAACUCUCUGGAGGAGUGUCGGGUCGAAGGAGCGUCCGUCAGUAAGUCUCAUUAUAAGGACGCUCUUCAGGACAGCAGUCUGCAGGACCCACACACUGAGCUGGACUCGGCUGAGUUUGACGUUGGAGAUUCAAUACUGGAGUCUCCUGCUGGCUCGUGGGAUUCCCACGGCUCGGAGAAGAGCACCAUGUGCUCUGUGUGCUAAACAUAGUGAUCAUGGCAUGGCUUGAAAUUGAUUUCCGAGUGUCUUUUCUAAAGCAUUCAGCUGUUUCAGCCUUUUUAGUUUCCAUAGUCCAUCCUCAGAAUCAUAUGGCUAUUGAUCUGCAUGUGUUUCCCAAAGAAUUCGCUGGAUUGUCUUUUAAAUAGAUCAGAGGCAUUAUUGAACUGAAAUGUGCUUUUUGUGUUGGCUUCUCAUCUGUAUUCAAUCUCAUUCAGGUUAAAGCUUUAUAAAUCUUUGUUCCCUUUUGCUGGUUUUAUGCUUUAUAUU
Molecule: messenger RNA, 894 nt
Organism: Carassius auratus (goldfish)
Lineage: Eukaryota; Metazoa; Chordata; Actinopteri; Cypriniformes; Cyprinidae
Product: receptor-type guanylate cyclase gcy-4-like
Exons: 5
Coding region: 7-612 (201 amino acids)
Biological process (GO): cGMP biosynthetic process; intracellular signal transduction; receptor guanylyl cyclase signaling pathway
Cellular component (GO): plasma membrane
Molecular function (GO): peptide receptor activity; guanylate cyclase activity; adenylate cyclase activity
Source: RefSeq, a predicted model, not a curated record